AUGUCGUCUAUGCUCUUCCUCUGCGUGACGACGCUCCUAUGCUUGAUCCAAUUGAUCUCUGCAUCCAAUGUGAUCGUUCUAACCAGUGCUGACUUUGAGGCCAAGACGCAAGCCGGUUCAGGUGCAACAACCGGUGAUUGGCUCGUGGAAUUCUAUGCUCCUUGGUGUGGUCACUGCAAGAAAUUGGCGCCUAUUUACGAACAAGUCGCGGACGAGCUUAAGGGUCAAGUAAACGUGGCCAAAGUGGACGUGACGGACAAUGCUGAACUUGGUAAACGCUUUGGUAUCCGUGGUUUUCCUACUGUAUUGCUCUUUAGCCAUGGCAAGUCGUAUAAAUUUGGAGGCAAACGAACACUUGAAGAGUUUUUGGUCUUUGCCCGUGGAGGUUUCAAGAAUGUUGCAGGUGAAGUAGUGACUGCUUCUCCCGGUCUCUUGGAUUUUGCUAUUGAGCAGAUGUUGCAUGUUAAGAGUGACUUUAUGACGCUACUGGAGACCAAGAAGAAUGUACUACUUGUGACGUUCUCGGGUGGAUUACUGCUUGGUUUAUUGCUUGGCUGCAUGUGUGGCUGCUGCACGAGCCGUGGUGGUAAGAUUCCUAAGAGUAAGAGAGAGUAG
This is a messenger RNA of Peronospora farinosa, 615 nucleotides long. The record is from the annotation of a GenBank genome assembly. Lineage: Eukaryota; Oomycota; Peronosporomycetes; Peronosporales; Peronosporaceae.